UAAAUAUUUACCUGUAUUAUUUAUAUUUAUACAACGGAGUAUGUUUUUCCAUGUUUAAGUUCGUCAUCAUCAUAGGAAUCCAGGAGUACGAUCAUUUGUACUGAACACAGUCAAUCGAAAAUUGGAAAAUCGUCGAAGAAAUUACGGAAAGAUAGAAUAGAUUACAUUUAUUUCAAGUUUCGAUUACAAUCCUCCCAUAUUUGUGUCACUCGCCGGUCUAUAGCGUCGCACUGCAACCGCAGUUUCGAGGGUUCCGGCGGUUCAUGGCGGAGCUUGCUAAGGCCUCCGAUGUUUACGCCCCCCAAACGCUUCAAGUCUGGCGGUCGCUCCUCAACUGGUUGACGUUCUUCUUCCAGAUCUCCCUUCAGAUCAUCAGAGGCACGCCGUCGUUGACUCGGUUGUUCUUCUCCUCCAUCUUCUCUUCUCCUCCGCAGUUCAAGCCUCUCCCGGUUGUUGAGCUUCCCGAAUCUCAGGAGCACGUGGAAGAGGCGCCGCCACCCCCCUCUGCCUCAGUUUCUGCUUCACAAGUCGAUUCCGGAGUUGUUUUCAAUGGCCACGAAGAGCUUCGUCUUCCUAGACUCACGGUCGUUCUUGACCUGGAUGAAACGUUGGUUUGUGCUUAUGAGACGUCAAGCUUGCCUCCUGUAAUACGCUCUUUGGCAACAGAGGCUGGGUUGCAGUGGUUUGAACUGGAGUGCAUAUCUUCAGAGAAGGGAUGUGAUGGAAAAUCAAAAAUCAACUAUGUCACAGUGUUUGAACGACCUGGAUUACAUCAAUUCCUAAAACAACUUAGCGAGUUUGCUGACCUUGUGUUGUUCACUGCAGGGCUUGAAGGCUAUGCAAGGCCCCUAGUUGAUAAAAUAGAUACUGAAAAUCGAUUUAUCCAUAGACUUUACAGGCCUUCUACGACUAGGACGGAAUAUAGAGAGCAUGUGAAGGAUCUAUUUGGCAUAUCAAAAGAUUUAUGCCGAAUUGUUAUCGUUGACAAUAACCCUUUCAGUUUUUUACUACAACCUCUAAAUGGGAUUCCAUGCAUUCCAUUUUCUCCUGGACAACCCCAUGACGAGCAGCUUUUACAAGUUAUACUUCCCCUUCUCAAGCACCUCUCUCUACAGACGGAUGUUAGGCCAGUGCUUCAUGAAAGGUUUCAUAUGCCUGAAUGGUUUCAAACCCACGGAAUCCCUGCUUCUGGAUUGAUAAAUGCGACAGGAUGACAUGAGAUUUUGUUCUUGCAUGCAAAGUUAUUUAGUAUCUCAUGUCACAUGCAAUACAUAUAUAUAGUGAUGGUCUUGUGUAAACCAUGUUUAUAGCUGGACAUAUUCCAAUAUCAUUGAGAUCUUCUGUCUUGUUUGUGAGUUUGGUGUAAAAAAGGCGAAUAAGUUAUAAUUAUUCAUUCUAAAAAUAGUUAUGUGAUCUUCUGUUGGAUUAAAACCGACAUGAAGACAUAAUUUAGUUUAUCACUUGGGCAUUU
Cuscuta europaea is the source of this 1471-nucleotide messenger RNA. The record is from the annotation of a GenBank genome assembly. Lineage: Eukaryota; Viridiplantae; Streptophyta; Magnoliopsida; Solanales; Convolvulaceae.